Messenger RNA from Umbelopsis ramanniana AG, 1497 nucleotides. RefSeq lists its product as uncharacterized. Gene Ontology annotation, cellular component: extrinsic component of mitochondrial inner membrane. Bases 47 to 1390 code for a protein of 447 amino acids. The record is from RefSeq and is a predicted model, not a curated record. NCBI's taxonomy places the organism in Eukaryota, Fungi, Mucoromycota, Umbelopsidomycetes, Umbelopsidales, Umbelopsidaceae. The transcript has 3 exons.
UUUUUUUUUUUGAAGUCUAUCGCUCAAUCCCCUCCAGCAGACAUACAUGAAUUCCUUACGUAUGCUGAGGCCAGCCGCCAUCAGGGUGGCAUUGGCAUCUCGAGCUCGUAUGGCACAAUCCGCAGUAGUACUCAAGCCCUCUCUGAACAGCACCACACGUAUCAUUACUCGACCGCUGUCAAUCAAGAGCUUGUUUGCCAGCAAGGGCGAUAAUGACCAAAGUACUAGUAUCAAACAGCCUAUCUUGUCCCAAGACAAUUUAUUUCACCCACUGUCCGAGUCACCGAUACCUGAAAUCCGUGACAGAGCUACUAUCAUCAAAAAGUACGGGACAUGCCCUGUAUGCAACGAAGAGCACCACGGCGACCGUGCUUCCAUGCACUCCCCUGAAUUUGAAUGCCCUGACUGUGGACAUCCCACGCAUUGCUGCGAGGAACAUUACCAUAAAGGCAAAGCUGAGCAUGACAAGAUAUGUGGCAUCCUUCGUGAACAUAACGAAGAUGAACAUGACCUUCGUUCCGGCCGACCAAUGAAAGAGUUUGAAUUUCCAAGUGCCCAAGGUUUUGAUGAAGCUAUCAAUAUGGCAAACUGGGAUGUCUUCUUCUAUACCCGAAGUUUCCCGUCCAUGGAUUCCGACAGGAACAUGCGACAUGUCUCCAAACUGCUGACAUAUCCCAUCACAAUUGGUUCUGUAUUGCACGAGUCAUCUCCAUACAAGAAGCAGGUUACUCCCGAAGGCCUCAGAUCGCUUGCAGCUAUUCGCUCUAUUCUUUAUCCUAAGGUUAUAUUGGCAAAGGAUGGUGUUACCAUGCUGAAAACUGAGACGGUGAAUCUCUAUUUACUUGGUGCUAGAGCAGAGUCUACCCUGCCUCCUCAUAUCUGGCUUCAAUUGUCGCACUUGUUUCCCCAAACCCCAUUCCAUCUUCAUUUCAUUGGUCCUGACACGCUUCCUCCUAACCGAGAGCCAUACACGACCUUCUUGAACGAUCGAUUGACUUUUACAUACGACAAUGCUAUGUACCACGACUACCACGAAAAGAUUGGUUCAUUCGACCCAUAUCGUGAUAUAUACUUCCUGUUUGCUCCUGGCAUCGGCCAUCCCGACUCACGUGAAGCAUGGAAGCCAUCCAUUGCUAAGGCAUUGGACACGAAGUGUGCUAUGUUUAUCACUGGAUUCGAUCAGACUGAUGUACAAACGGAUGUCAAGGCUGUUGAAGAGGAUCAUGGGGAAGAUUUUGAUUGGAUUUUGAAGCCGACGGAGAAUCACUUCAAGAGUCUCAAACAUGACAUCAACUUACAGGAUCUAACUCAGGCAAUAUGCGCAAAUUGGGGUAUCUGGGGUAUUCGAGGAAAGCGAUAUGAAGUUACUCAUAAUCAAGAAGACGACUAGACUGUAAUUAUAUUAAGAAAAGAUCUCAAUGACAAUGUAAAAAAAGCGUAAUGUUGGAUAGACAAUAAACUGGAUGGUGACGCCAUUCCCUUUUUUCCAAAUUCUUA